AUGAGCAACAUCGUCGCUUCUUUCCAGCGCAGCAAGUUUGACCAGACCAAGGUGCCCGACUUGAGCGGCAAGGUCUACGUUCUGACGGGAGGCACCAACGGCAUCGGUCUCUCUGUCUCGCGCACCCUCUUCAAGCGAGGCGGACGUGUCAUCCUCCUCGGUUCGAAGCAGGAGACGGGCGACGCCGCUUGCGAGUACAUCAAGACCGGCGACCUCGACAAGGCUCCGCACGACUACAAAGAAGGGUUCGGAGCUCAGCGUGACAACAGCGCGAACGGGGCGACGAAGGAUGGACAGGUCGAAUGGAGGCACAUGGAGGGCGCGGAUCUGAAAGAGGUUGCGGAUGUUGCGAAGACGCUUGCGGGAGAACUGGACAGGCUUGACGGGUUCCUGGCGAUCGCUGGACUCGGUGUGAACGCGUUCGAGCUCACGAAGGACGGCUACGACUCGCACCUUACCAUCAACUGCCUCACGCACAUCCUCCUCCUCUCGCAGCUCCUUCCCAUCCUUGAAAAGACCUCCCGCAACAACCCCGACGCCGACGUCCGCUUCAUCUCGAUGGCGAGCGAGAUGCACCGAUUCACGUUCGGCGGACCGAGCGAGAAGUGGGGCGGGAGUAGGUUUGCGACGGAGGAGGAGUUUAAGAAGGAUGUUGGGCCGAGCAACCUUUACGCAAGGACCAAGCUCGGCAACAUCUUGACUGUGAAGGUCCUGGCCUACGCUGUACACCCAGGCGGCGUCGCCACAGGCCAAAAUGACCAAGUCAAGCCCGCAUAUGGCGAAACGAUCGGCAAAGUCGUCGAGAGGCUCGUGAGGCCGAUCCUGCGCGCCCCGGACGAUGGAGCCUUGUCGACGCUUUGGGCUGCGACGGCGCCCGAAGCGAGGAGCGGGGAGUUUGAGAACGGGAGCUAUUAUACGGAUCCGGCUGAGCCGGGCAAGGAGACGAGCGAGGCGACCGACCCGGAGCUCAUCAACAAUUUCUGGAAGACGUCGCUCUCGAUUCUGGAGAAGGUUGUCGGGAAGGAGAACGUCGGGCCUUUCAAGGGUUAA
Molecule: messenger RNA, 1050 nt
Organism: Rhodotorula toruloides NP11
Lineage: Eukaryota; Fungi; Basidiomycota; Microbotryomycetes; Sporidiobolales; Sporidiobolaceae
Product: short-chain dehydrogenase/reductase SDR family protein
Exons: 6
Coding region: 1-1050 (349 amino acids)
Source: RefSeq, a predicted model, not a curated record